Molecule: messenger RNA, 1019 nt
Organism: Acomys russatus (golden spiny mouse)
Lineage: Eukaryota; Metazoa; Chordata; Mammalia; Rodentia; Muridae
Product: surfeit locus protein 1
Exons: 9
Coding region: 16-936 (306 amino acids)
Biological process (GO): mitochondrial respiratory chain complex IV assembly
Cellular component (GO): membrane; mitochondrion
Source: RefSeq, a predicted model, not a curated record
CGGAAGUUCUCAAAGAUGGCUGCUGUGACAGCUUUGGCUGUGCUGCGGCGACCGAUGAUGCGGUGGCCACAAUGGGCCUGCGCGGGGCCGGCUCGGUUCUGCGCUGCCGAAAGGAGCAUCCUCAGGCUUUCUGUUCGUUCAGGGACGGUCUGUAGGCCAAGCAGGCGCUGCAGUUCUACAGCGGAAGCAGCUGCCGCCAAAGCAGAGGACGACUCUUUUCUCCAGUGGCUCCUGCUUCUUAUCCCUGCUACUGCUUUUGGCCUGGGGACUUGGCAGGUCCAGCGUCGCAAAUGGAAGCUGAAACUGAUUGCAGAGUUAGAGUCCCGAGUCAUGGCUGAGCCCAUCCCUCUGCCUGCAGACCCAAUGGAACUGAAAAACCUGGAGUACAGGCCAGUAAAGGUCAAGGGACACUUUGACCACUCCAAAGAGUUGUACAUGAUGCCUCGGACCAUGGUGGACCCUGUCCGAGAGGCCCGUGAUGCUGCCAGACUAUCCUCAACUGAGAGUGGGGCCUAUGUAGUCACUCCUUUCCACUGCUCUGACUCGGGAGUCACCAUCCUGGUUAACAGAGGGUUUGUCCCCAGGAAGAAAGUGAAUCCAGAGACUAGGCAGAAAGGCCAGGUUCCUGGAGAAGUGGACCUAGUUGGCAUAGUGAGGCUAGCAGAAACCAGGAAGCCCUUUGUUCCUGAGAACAGUCCAGAAAAGAAUCACUGGCAUUAUCGGGACCUGGAGGCUAUGGCAAAGAUCACAGGCGCAGACCCCAUUUUCAUCGAUGCAGACUUCAAGAGUACAAGCCCUGGAGGACCUGUUGGCGGGCAGACCAGAGUGACUCUGCGGAAUGAGCACAUGCAGUACAUCAUCACCUGGUAUGGACUGUGUGCUGCCACAUCAUAUUUAUGGUUCCAAAAAUUUGCCCGUCGGACACCACGUGUGUGAACCUGCUCCUCACCAAAAGAUCGCCACAUAAAAUAAAGAUUCUGAUUUGUAGAAACUCUGGCCUUGGUCUUAAAACAUUUUAC